GACACCGUCCCCCCCAGCCUCUGGGCAGCCCCCAAGCUCCCUCUGCGCUGGGCUCCGGCCACCACUGCCCCGUGUGUGGCCAACACCUCGGUGUACAACAUCUCCGGCUUUGCUGAGCUGCCCGGCCACGUGCAGGAAUUCAUGUUGUACAAGCACUGCAGGUCCUUCCCGGCGCUGCUCGACGUCCCCGACAAGUGUGGGGGGCCUGAAGGGUCCUCCAACAUCUUCCUGCUCUUGGCCCUUAAGUCAUCACCCACAAACUACGAUCGGCGAGAGGUGAUCCGCAAAACCUGGGGGCAGGAGAGAACCUUCCAAGGAGCCCUCGUCCGCAGAGUCUUCCUCGUGGGAGUGUCCCCCAAUGCCCGGGAUGCCAAGAAGCUCAACCGUCUGCUGCGGCUGGAGCAGCGGGACUACGGGGACGUGCUGCAGUGGGACUUCAGGGACACCUUCUUCAACCUGACGCUGAAGCAGGUGCUCUUCCACGCCUGGCUGGAGGAGCGCUGCCCCGGCGUCCGCUUCGUUUUCAACGGGGAUGACGACGUCUUUGUCAACACGGACAACGUCGUCCACUUCGCCAUGGCCAGCCAAGGCACACGGCAGCAGCACCUCAUGGUGGGAUAUGUCCUUGCUAACACUGGACCCAUCCGCCAUCCGGGCAGCAAGUACUUUGUGCCGACGCAGCUGAUGCCCUCCAAACCUUUCUGCGUCGGUGGCGGGAUCCUGAUGUCCGGCUUCACCGCCCGCGUCAUCGCCCGGGAAUCGCAGGACAUCGAGCUCUUCCCCCUUGACGACGUCUACCUGGGCAUGUGCUUGGAGAAGGCGGGGCUGCCACCCGCUUCCCACGACGGCAUCCGCAUCGGUGGCGUGUUGGUGCCGCCCAACGCCGACCCCUUUGACCACUGUUACUACCGGGAGUUGCUGCUCGUGCCCCGCUUCCUGCCCUACGAGAUCCUGGUGAUGUGGGAGGCCAUCCACGAGCCCGGGCUGCUCUGCGGCAAGAAGGUGGGUGUCUUCUAG
Molecule: messenger RNA, 1017 nt
Organism: Apaloderma vittatum (bar-tailed trogon)
Lineage: Eukaryota; Metazoa; Chordata; Aves; Trogoniformes; Trogonidae
Product: UDP-GlcNAc:betaGal beta-1,3-N-acetylglucosaminyltransferase 3-like
Cellular component (GO): membrane
Molecular function (GO): hexosyltransferase activity
Source: RefSeq, a predicted model, not a curated record